GUACAAUACAACAAGAGGUCACAUACACAUACCUUCCUCUCUCUUUCUCUUUCUCUUUCUCUCUCUCCAUUGCACCUUCCCUUCUUCUUUUCUCUGCCAUUUUUGAGAUUCCUUCACUGGUCUUUUCUCUUCCAUUGGAUUGUAUAGAUUACCACCUAAAAUACCCACCUAUCAAUCUCUGUAAUUCUAUUUGAUUUGUGUGAAAAAAACUUUUAAGGACUGUAAAACACAAACUCUUCUUCUGGGUCUAUAGGCUACUGCACUUUUAUUGCAAACUAUUUUCUAGGUUUGCUGCAGAAUUAAGCCUUCAAUACCCACUACUACAGACCGCAUAUAAACCUUCAAAACAACUGUUAUAUUUUCAGAAAAAUUUCAUUUUUCUUUGACUUUAUUUUUUUUUUUGUUAAUAAAUUAUUUUGCCCCCUUUUUCUGCAAUUUUUUCAUAUAUAUAAUUUUUCCUUCGCUUGACGAAAAGAUUGAGACAUGGGCAAGCAAGGGCCUUGCUAUCACUGUGGAGUUACAAGCAGAUGGUCAACAAUUCAGGUAGGAGUGAUUGGUUGAUGAUAAUGAAUACUGACAGAUGCUGCUAUCUCAACCUUACAAUGUUUGUUGAGUUCUGUUUUCUAGUAUAUCUGCACAAUAUGAAUGUGGUUGUUGUUUAUUCAAUCAGAGAUACUUUCUAUUCUUAUUUAAAAGGUCUUUUAAAUUUCAUAGAUUUCUGACAAAUAAGCCUUCAAUAGGCACACCACUUUGGCGUAAUGGACCACCUGAGAAGCCAGUACUUUGCAAUGCCUGUGGAUCUCGAUGGAGGACAAAGGGAACACUUGCAAAUUAUACCCCUUUACAUGCUCGGGCAGAAACUGUUGACCAGGAGGAUCAAAGGGUUUCCAGGAUAAAGAGCAUGCCAUUAAAUAAGAACAAAGAAGUGAAAUUGGUCAAACGAAAGCAGAACUAUGACGAUAAUACUGCAUCUGGCCUUGUCCUAGAUUAUAAUCAAGGAUUCCGAAAGGCUAUGGAUGAGGAUACAAGCAAUAGAUCAAGCUCAGGAUCCGCAAUCUCUAACACGGAGAGCUGUGCUCAAUUUGGUGGCAUAGAUGCUAGUGAUUUGACAGGUCCUGCUCAGUCAGUGGUCUGGGAUGCCAUGGUGCCUUCAAAAAAGAGGACAUGUGCAGGUCGUCCAAAGGCAUCCUCUGUUGAGAAGCUCACAAGAGACUUAUGUACUAUUCUUCAUGAACAACAAUCUUAUUUUUCUGCAUCUUCUGAAGAGGAUCUUCUUUUUGAAAGUGAAACACCAAUGGUCUCUGUUGAGAUAGGACAUGGAAGCAUUCUCAUCAGGCAUCCUAGCUCUAUAGCUCGUGAAGAGGAGUCUGAGGCUAGCUCUCUUUCAGUUGAUAAUAAACAGUGCCUAAUGAGUGAGGCAUAUUCAUGGUCUGGUACCAUUCCAAUGUAUGUUGAUCACAGUGGCAUUAACUUCUCAUCUCAUCAUGGUGCUGAAAAGAUCAGAAACUCUGCUGGCCAAAUCAUGAAACAAGAGCAGCUUAAAAGGGACAAUUCUCAGAUUGAAAAACUACAUGUUCCUGGAAAUCAUGAUUCACCACUGUGCUUAAUAGAUUUAAAUGAUGUAGUGAACUAUGAGGAGUUUAUGAGAAACUUGACAAAUGAAGAGCAGCAGCAAUUACUGAAGUAUCUCCCUGUGGUUGAUAAUCUCAAACUUCCUGAUAGCCUUGAAAACAUGUUCAAUAGCUUUCAAUUCAAGGAGAACUUAACUUAUUUUCAGCAACUUCUUGGGGAAGGUGUCUUUGAUAUCUCUUUGUUGGGGGCAAAACCUGAAGAAUGGAAGAUGUUGAAAAGGCUUGUGUUAUCUAAUCUGUUGAAAUCAAAAUGGGUAGAACACUAUAAUUUUCUCAAGAAAUGUGAAAACAAAGCUGGAAAAUCUAUUGAUCUAGGACCUACUGGUAUGGGAUCAAGUAAUGUCGCAAAUGCCAAGAGGAUGCGCGGUAGCCAAAAUCAAAAUUUUCCAGAAUUGAAGACAACAAUGAGGAGCCCCAAAAGGGUGAUCCUAAAGGCUGGCUCUCAGGGAGAAGAUGUUGUAGAAGAUGGCUGUAGCUUCAGUCCAAAAAGCAUAUUUUCUUUGCCCCGUGGUGGUAGUAGCUUGCACAUGCUAGAUUCUUUAAACUUUGUUGAUGAGAGUUCUGAUCAGGAUCUGCUGUUAGAUUUGCCAUCUAACAGUUCAUUUCCACAGGCAGAGCUACUACACCCAAAUUUAGGCUUUGGUGCUCAAGUCAGCACCAGUAGCAGCUCAGUACACUCACCUGUUGCUCAUCCUUGACUAGUCUUUACUAGGUUACUUGGAUGGGUAUGGACAGAAUAUUCAAUCGUAAUUAGGGUCCACAUGUUUUGCAUCUUAAAACACUUAAAUUCAUGUACAAGAGAUAUGAUGGUUGUGCUUUUGUUUCUUGCAACCUUCUUCAGCUUGGAUUGCCAAAGGAUGGAAGUUGAAUGGGCUUUUUUGUAUAGGUUGGUAAUAGAUUGUAACAUAUAGCAUGAAAUGCGGAGUGAUCAUCUCCGGAGUUUUGUAUGCAAUUGUAGUUUAUGCUUUGUGAAAGAUUGACACCCUUUUUUACCAACAGGUUUAAAAUAUCAA
Messenger RNA from Abrus precatorius (Indian licorice), 2644 nucleotides. Its product is annotated as GATA transcription factor 26-like. The transcript is spliced from 8 exons. The record is from RefSeq and is a predicted model, not a curated record. Gene Ontology annotation, biological process: regulation of DNA-templated transcription. Bases 902 to 2329 code for a protein of 475 amino acids. Gene Ontology annotation, molecular function: zinc ion binding; sequence-specific DNA binding. Lineage: Eukaryota; Viridiplantae; Streptophyta; Magnoliopsida; Fabales; Fabaceae.